Molecule: messenger RNA, 1695 nt
Organism: Alternaria ethzedia
Lineage: Eukaryota; Fungi; Ascomycota; Dothideomycetes; Pleosporales; Pleosporaceae
Exons: 2
Coding region: 1-1695 (564 amino acids)
Biological process (GO): translation
Cellular component (GO): ribosome
Molecular function (GO): structural constituent of ribosome
Source: RefSeq, a predicted model, not a curated record
AUGCGUGGCGCCACACACCAAUUGAGAAGGCUUUCGGUGCGGCCAAAUGCGCUAUGCACGCGCUGUGCCAAAUCUCUAUGCACGCCCACCACCCGCUCAAUCACCACAUCUGCGCCCUCUCAGGCGACACUAGCUUCUAUAAGCACUCCGAAAUCCGGAUAUGUGCCCGUCAAGCCUUUUGAAGAGCAGUCUGUGCUGGCGACCAUCCACCGAUUCCCCUCCCUCGAACCGCUCCGAUUCGAACAAUACCCUGCAAACCAUCUCUACCUACCCACCCGACGAGACAUAUUACACCGCGCGGUCGUUUACGAGGGCGAUAGUACACGGUUAGGUACGGCUUCUACCAAGACUAGGUAUGAAGUCAGAGGUUCCCGCAGGAAGGUUAGACCGCAAAAGGGAACAGGUCGCGCUCGCCUGGGAGACAAGAAGUCGCCCAUGCUGAGGGGUGGAGGUGUCGCAUUUGGUCCCAAGCCUCGCGACUUCGCAACUGAGUUGCCCAAGAAGAUCUACGACCUCGCAUGGCGGACGGCACUGUCAUACCGGUUCCGAAAAGGCGAGCUGAUCAUUGUGGACAACGCAAUGGAGAUUGAGAGCCCGUCUGUGAGGUUACUAGGUGACACCCUAAAGUACCACGAGAAAUUGCUGGGCAGGGGCAGGAGCUUGAUGGUAACACUGGAAGAGCGACCUAUGUUAGAGCAAGCAUUAGCGGAGAUGGAUCGCGGCGAGCAAACACUCACAUGGGAAGAAAUCGACGUCAAGAACCUUCUCGAGCUGUCCCGCGUCAUCAUCGAGCGCGACGCCCUGCACAACAUACUCCUCUCCCACGAGGAAGACCUCACACACAAGGCUCUCCAGCCCUGGCACAAGAGCCUCAUCCGAUCAUCGCCACCCACAGAGCUCGAAUCGACCAUCGGCUGGGAAGAAUUCCGUGAACUCUCCCUUUCCGACCCUAAGGAAAAGGAUACCAUCCGCGCCGAUAUCUACGAGAACGUAGCAGGAACCCGCUACGCCUACGCCGAGUCCCUCCCCCAAGGACCCAAGCGCAACGAGCUUACCGUGUCCGCCUACAACCUCCUUGCCGAAGCCAAAGAACUGCAAUUCGCUGAAAGGACCGGCCACUCUUUCGCCGACUACCUCAACGACGCCAACACUGAAUCCUUCCCUCGUCUGCAGAUGUUGACCUACCAAAUCAACACAAAACAAGACCUCGCCGGGCCCGGCGGGACUCUGGAAACCUCGCCCGUAAAGUCUGAAGAACUCAUGAUCGAGGUCCGUGAACUCGAAGUGCAGAAACAUGAGGUAGAGUACGAGGCCGCACUGCUCGCGGCCCAGAUCCACGAGCACCGCUCCGCAGCCUUGCGUCUAGCCGGUAACGAAGCGAGCGCGGAUGAGCAGCUUGAACUAGCCAGUGACCAGAGAACUUAUGUCUCGGACGCUGAGCUGCUGAUUUUGGAGGCUAAGCUUGAAGUAGCCAGGCAAAAGAACACUGUCGCUUCGCUUAAGCGCGAUGUUGCUGGCCAGAAGAAAGCAAGGGAAGAGAUGAGGGUGUGUGAGCAGGUGCUCGAGGCUAAGAGGGCGGAGGUAGAUACCGAGGCUGCGGAGCUCGAGGCUGUUGAGGAUGAGAUUCCAGAGGUUGAUGUUCCAACUGAGGUUGAGACGAAGACUGAGCCGGUCAAGGAGGAGAAGAGGAUAUGA